AUGUCCUCCCCUGACCUAUCAGAAGAAGAAGAGUCUCCAAGCUCAGGAAAACGACCUACCAUCGGUAGAAAUGAAGGAGUUACCAUUCCCACUCCCCCCGCUGUCACCACCCAAGUCAAUCCCUGGCAAUACCUACAGUCUGCGUCCAACGGAACAGUAGACUCCCCCCCUAACCUCAGCCUCAAAGACUACUUCGAGUGGACAUCCCGCAUCCGCAACUUACUCUUCAUUUCAGAAGAGUAUGGCUCCGCUACUGUCCGCACAGAGGAACGACAGUUCGUGUGCUCGGGUUGCUUAUGCCCGUUCCCCAAGAUACAAGGGUGGUUUGGCCCCGCAGCCAGCACAUCCGAGGACUCAUCCAAAGCCUCGCUCGACAGUCGCGCCAAUCAUAGCGCCCCCUCCUCCAAAUCUAAUGCUUUGCCAAGGGGAAGAGGCAACAGAGGUAGAGGAAGAGGUCUGGGAAAGAAAGGACGUGGCCAAUACUAG
Molecule: messenger RNA, 486 nt
Organism: Suillus subalutaceus
Lineage: Eukaryota; Fungi; Basidiomycota; Agaricomycetes; Boletales; Suillaceae
Exons: 3
Coding region: 1-486 (161 amino acids)
Source: RefSeq, a predicted model, not a curated record